This is a messenger RNA of Argentina anserina (silverweed cinquefoil), 598 nucleotides long. Its product is annotated as cold and drought-regulated protein CORA-like. The record is from RefSeq and is a predicted model, not a curated record. The transcript is spliced from 2 exons. The coding region runs from base 69 to 416 and encodes 115 amino acids. NCBI's taxonomy places the organism in Eukaryota, Viridiplantae, Streptophyta, Magnoliopsida, Rosales, Rosaceae.
CUCCAAGAGCAAUAACCUCUUGCAUUACAUUUCAUUGGUACAAACUGUAAGCAACCAUCUGAUCAGAAAUGGCGUACUCAAAGACUAUGCUUCUUGUUGCCUUUGCCGUUCUCCUCAUCACUGCUGAGGUCUCAGCCCAUCGUGGCCUAACUGAGUCAACCACUCCAACUACUACUGAUGGCAGAGGGGGAUAUAGCCACGGAGGCAAUGGAGGAUACAACGGGGGAGGCAGGGGUGGACACGGAGGAUACAACGGGGGAGGCAGGGGUGGACACGGAGGAUACAAUGGAGGAGGCAGGGGAGGAAACGGAGGAUACAACGGAGGAGGAAGCAAUGGUGGCUAUCAACAUGGAGGAAAGGGAGGACGUGGAGGACACGGAGGUCACGGUGGUCAUGGACUCGAAACCGAGAACUAGAUAUAUGAUAAUCAUCAUGCUGCUGCAAGAGUAUUAGGAUGGGAGCAUGCACUAGCUAGCUUCUUUGCUGAUCAAUAAAUGUGUAUUGAUUGAGUAGUCUACAAGCUUUCAUUCAUGCAUAUCUCUGUAAUUCGAUCCUCGGAUCUACUUGUUUUAGUACGCACUACCUAUUUUCUACUUUA